AUGUUGAAAACGUUUCUCUUUCUCCUAUCGCUCUCUGUCAUUAGCUGCAGUAGUAAUGAGUAUCAAAGUACAUUGGUGAGGAAGAAGUUCACAACCAUGGCAGUUUCUUCAGAUAGCUAUUGCUACAUAUUUGAGCGCAGAGUAUAUCAUGCAGAUAAUCAUAUUGAGUGUGUUGAAUACGAAUCUGACUGCUCGUAUUGUCAAUCUGAUCAUACGGAAACAGCUUCUGACACAAAUAUUUGUAAGAUAGAAGCUAAUUGGAAAAAUUACAUUGAAAGAAAAUGGAGGUUAUUCCUCGAAGAAAUAUAUGCGGGCACACGAUCGCAGCCACAAGCACCAGUCUGUUUAGGAUUCUAA
This is a messenger RNA of Auanema sp. JU1783, 357 nucleotides long. NCBI's taxonomy places the organism in Eukaryota, Metazoa, Nematoda, Chromadorea, Rhabditida, Rhabditidae. The record is from the annotation of a GenBank genome assembly.